GGUAAGAAACUAUUAGGCUGCAGCGUCUUCAGGGACCAGAGGAAAAAAAAAUCAAGAAAAUUGAGGUCCACAACUACAGCCUGUUUAAGGUGAAAGAGCAGACUUUUUUGGGGAAUUUCUCCUUCACUUUUUUGUGUUUAAAGAAGAUCAACUAAGUUUGCAUUCGCGCCAAUGAAAGUUCGAUAAAAAAAAAAAAAAUUGUCCCGGCUGCAGAGAGCGCUGGGCCAAACUUUUAAUUACUUCUCGUUGGAGUAAGAAGUUACGGGUCACGUGAAUUGUCUAAAAAAACAGUAAAGGAAACUUAUAAACAAAUCCCCCCAAUAAAGAAAAGAGAUUAAGAAAGAGAGAAAAAAAUAAAAAAAUACAAAUAAAAACAAUCAAGAAGAGAACACGAUAAAGAUUCUGUAAAAAGAACGUUUCUAUUCAUUUCGAACGUUACGCCGUGACGUGUGAUGUGAGUGUGGGUUUGGCAAUGGUUGCGGCGGAGAGAUAGAGUCGUAUUGUGUUAUACGAUUAAACUUUCAAAUUCCAGCGAAGGAAACAAGCUUUAAAAAUAAGGAUAAGAGUUAUAAUGAUCUGUAUAUUAGGUCCAUAACCACUACCUUGAUAGAACGAUCAGGUGUGGAAAUUAAUAGUGAAGAGGAAGAAUCCACCUGCGAGGACUACCAAAGACCACAACCACCUGUCUCAACCCAAAACUUGUCAAAAUCUAAGCAAAAAACAACAACCUGACAAGUUUAUACCAAAAGGGAGAACCACAGGACUACUAAAGAGGACGACCACCUGUCACAACUAACCCGCGAGACGACCUUGCAGACAACCAGCUGUCAAAAUGGCCUCAGACAAGAUCCAGCGAACUCUUGCCAUGGUGAAGCCCGACGCUAUCAGCCGCUUUGCAGAGAUUGAGAAGAUCAUUCUCGAAGAAGGAUUUACCAUCGUUGAGCGCCGUCGGGUGAGGCUAACGCGAGCGGAGGCAGCGGAGUUCUACAACGAGCAUCGAGGCAAAUCCUUCUACGAGCCGCUGUUAGAGUACAUAACAUCUGGCGAAGUUCUGGCUCUUAUUCUGGCUGGAGAGGAGGCCAUCACCCACUGGCGGAGGCUGCUGGGGCCCACGCGGGUGUCCCAGGCCCGGCAGGAAGCUCCGGAGUCCAUAAGGGCGAGAUUCGGAGACCACGCCAACGACAGCCACAAUGCCGCCCACGGGUCCGACUCGCCCACCUCCGCCCAGAGAGAAAUUAAGUUCUUCUUCCCUGACUUGACCCUGGAGCCCGUGCUGACCGGCGAGGGAGCCAAGGAGUACCUCAGUCAUGCUGUGUCACCCACGCUUGUCAGAGCCCUCACCGAACUCUGCAAGGUCCGCCCCGACGACCCCAUCGUGUGGCUCGCGGACUGGCUCCUCGUCAACAACCCGAACAAGUCGUCGGGGAAUUAAGAAUCUCAUCCCGGAAUGUGCAAAGGAGGCUGAGCCGCGGACAGACAGGGUGGGCUGGACGCGUGCGGCUCGGCGCUGUCCGUACACUUGACUGAUAGUUGGUCGGAUUCAUUUAUAUAUAUAUAUAUAUAUAUAUAUAUAUAUAUAUAUAUAUAAUAUAUAUAUAUAUAUAUAUAUAUAUACAUAUCCAGGUUCGAUGGUUCGAGAGUUCGAGUCCCCUGACUGGCCCGUUGUUCCCUUAGGCAAGGAACUUUACCUUGAUUGCCCAUUGUAAGAGCCACCUGAGGGGCAAGCCAGCCCUUGUGGGUGCCGGUCCCAAGCCCGGAUAAAUAGAGAGGCUUGGUGUCAGGAAGGGCAUC
Messenger RNA from Penaeus vannamei (Pacific white shrimp), 1791 nucleotides. Lineage: Eukaryota; Metazoa; Arthropoda; Malacostraca; Decapoda; Penaeidae. The record is from RefSeq and is a predicted model, not a curated record.